Molecule: messenger RNA, 1788 nt
Organism: Cajanus cajan (pigeon pea)
Lineage: Eukaryota; Viridiplantae; Streptophyta; Magnoliopsida; Fabales; Fabaceae
Product: mitogen-activated protein kinase kinase SIPKK
Biological process (GO): protein phosphorylation; MAPK cascade
Molecular function (GO): ATP binding; MAP kinase kinase activity
Source: RefSeq, a predicted model, not a curated record
AAAGCUGCUUCUUUCUUCAAUCCUCACUCCUCAGUUCGUCAAUGGUGACUGCUCUCUUUGUCAACCAAUCACAAAAUUUAGAAUUUUCAAUGCCUCGAUCCUCCAAUAAAGUUAUGGUUUUUUCCUUAAAAAAUAAACACCAGUACUAAUAGUAUAUACUAUACUGUGUCUUCAUCAUAUAUAUACACUUAGAGAGAGAGAGAGAGAUUCUAACCAGAAAGUUUCUUCCUUUCAAUACCUAGUUAGACUCUGUGUCAGAGAACCCCAUAAUCAUGAAGAAAGGAAACUUGGGGCCUGGUCUCAAACUCUCAGUUCCUGUGUCUGAUCAAUCUAAUUUUGCCAAGUUCCUGACUGAAAGUGGGACUUUUAAGGAUGGGGAUCUGCUUGUCAACAGGGAUGGAGUGAGAAUUGUCACUGAGAAUGAUGUCGAAGCUCCACCUCCAAUCAAGCCUUCAGACGACCAGUUAAGUUUGGCAGACAUAGAUGUGAUCAAAGUUGUUGGAAAGGGAAAUGGAGGGGUAGUCCAAUUGGUGCAACACAAAUGGACAAGUCAGUUUUUCGCAUUGAAGGUAAUUCAAAUGAAUAUUGAGGAGUCCAUGCGCAAGCAGAUUGCACAAGAGCUGAAAAUUAAUCAACAAGCACAAUGUCCAUAUGUUGUUGUCUGCUACCAAUCAUUCUAUGAAAACGGUGUCAUAUCAAUCAUCUUAGAAUACAUGGAUGGAGGUUCCUUAGCUGAUCUUCUGAAGAAAGUUAAAACAAUUCCAGAGCCUUUUCUUGCUGCCAUCUGUAAACAGGUGCUGAAGGGUUUAAUCUAUCUUCACCAUGAAAAGCACAUUAUCCACAGAGACUUAAAACCUUCUAAUUUGUUGAUAAAUCACAUAGGUGAAGUAAAGAUUACUGACUUUGGUGUGAGUGCAAUUAUGGAAAGUACAUCUGGUCAAGCAAAUACUUUCAUUGGCACAUACAACUAUAUGUCUCCAGAGAGAAUCAACGGAAGCCAGCGAGGCUACAACUACAAAAGUGAUAUAUGGAGUCUGGGACUAAUACUGCUCGAGUGUGCGUUGGGGCGGUUUCCAUAUACACCGCCUGAUCAAAGUGAUAGAUGGGAGAGCAUUUUUGAGCUUAUUGAAACCAUUGUCGAUAAACCUCCUCCUAGUCCUCCAUCGGAACAAUUUUCUCCAGAAUUUUGCACAUUUAUCUCAGCAUGUCUACAGAAAGAUCCAAAGGAUCGAUUGUCAGCUCAGGAGUUAAUGGGAGAUCCUUUUAUCAACAAGUACGAUGACUCUGCGGUGGAUCUUUCAUCUUACUUCUCCAAUGCAGGAUCUCCUCUUGCAACCUUAUAAAAGUUUCUUAAUUCUUCUUCUAUUGUAGAGCACUGCUUGCAUAUGACGAGCGUUUGGAGAUGAGUUGAAGAACCAGAUCCUAGAGUUACACCAAAGAUUCUGUAUUUAGUUGUUGAGUGAUUUUUGAGUUCAAGAAUUUGUUGAGAAACUCAGAUGCAAGGGUCAAGGAAUUGCAAUAGUUGGCAUUUAAAGAAUUUUAAUGGUGAAAAUUGAGUAUCUGGGGCUACUUGCAACAAAAUGUUUGAAAUUUUAUUAUUGCAAAAAAUGUAUCACCAGGAUUUUCUUAAAUUGCUGAUAAUAUCAUCUGACGUACAGUUUUUUAUCAGGUAAUGUUUAGUGAGGCUGCCCCAAAUAAACGUAAAAAUUUAUGCGAGUCACGCUAGUUGAACAGUCCCAAAUCAUGUAAUACUUUUUUUUCGAUUAAAGCUUGUCAAAUUGCCUUAUU